AUGACCACCCAAACUCAAGAGAGGUUCUCUGCUGCCACCAAAGCUGACUAUUUUCCCGUCCAGCCGAGUGCUAUCUAUCAUGAACCCACCGAUGAUUUCCUGACCGUCGAUGGUAUCUGCCACACACCCCGACCUCACUGUUUGGCUGAACUCAAGCGAGUCCUUGCCAAGCAUGCUACAUCUCCUAGUACACCGUCUAUGCGUAUCUGGGUCUACAUCGCCCGGGCCAUUCUCGGUGAGCCCGUUGAGCAGGAGGAACAUGUGCUGGCACCUGAAAAUGGAGCUGAUACAACCGAGGUCAUGACUGGUAACGACCAUCCCUUGCUCUCGCUCCCAGCGGCUGUCUGUGCGCCUCUUUGGAGCAUCAAGUCAGCGGGAAUCUUCCAUCCCGACUGGAUACAAGAGGCGCUCGGUAUCAUCAUCUCACGAGCGUCUGGAUCUUUGUUUGAUCCCUGCGUGGCUGUCACUCGGUCUAUAGACCCAGAAAGUAGGCUCAACCAAGUCAGCGCCAUGACGGGACUAGGAAAACUUCGAGUCAGCAAUCUGUCCACUGGAGGGCUAAGCGGGCUCUUCUACUUGGCUCUCACCAGCCCGGAAGAGAUGACUGAGGAGGCUCGUGCUGUCACUGCCUUCUAUUAUGGUUUACCAUAUGCAGACGAGCUCAGCGUUUGCGACCAAGGAGGACAAUGGGCCCAUCUUCCAAAUCUAGCUGGCCCAAUACUUGCAGCAGAAAAAUUGUUAAGCGGACCUCGCCCGGAGAUCUUUGAGCUUGUACUGUUCAGUUACCAUUGCUGCACAAUAGACUCUAAAACCCCACCUUUUUCGUCCAACUACUCCAUCUCUACCUUGUUCCUCGCUAGGCCAUACGACUCUAUUCUUGCAUCGUUUCUUGACUGUAUGAAAGCUCUAGACCCACUUUCUAUCUUUGGGACCCGUGCUGCUGCCUGGGGAACUUGUUUCUCGAACGACAUCUUCGAUUACGUGAAUGACCAGAAGUCGAGCAGGGCACUCAAUCUCUGCUGGGCGGUAGGCACUUGGGACGGGCCCAUCAUCUGCGCUCGAAUGUUCCGUGGCUGCCUCCUUGCCAACGCGCGGAUCGCUCGUGAAGCUCCCGCUUCCCUCUUCGGUCUCUUGUUGAUGGAGUUCGUCUAUCUCUACACUGCGCGGUAUUGCUACUGGGUCAUUUCGCAGAAGUGUGAUACUAAUAUUCCGUUGGAUGACACUUACAUUUCAUGCGCAUUUGAUGAGAUCCCUUCUCCUGAUACUCCUCCUGUCGGUGGAUUCCGUGCAGCAUUGCGUGCAGCCUUUGCGGCGUCGCUUCCUGAUGGCUGCAAUGGACAUUCCGAGGUGCCUGACAUCACCUCCAACAAAAGCGGCCAGUCUCUUCCCUCGUGGCAAGGUCUAGCUGCUACAAAAUGUGAAUGGGAUAAUCCGCAUAAGAACUUCGAUAAUCUAGCUAUGGGAGCUACCCAUGAGAUCCUGGCUUGUCUUGACCGUGGUGUCUAUAAAUCCUCACGUGAACUCUACGACUCACACCUUGCAUGGAUGAUCCGUCAGUACGACAUCAUGGUGGAAUGUGGUAGAGAUAAUUUAGCAAUCGGACGUUACUACGUCUCCCAUCUGUUGAAGUAA
Aspergillus neoniger CBS 115656 is the source of this 1632-nucleotide messenger RNA. RefSeq lists its product as uncharacterized. Bases 1 to 1632 code for a protein of 543 amino acids. NCBI's taxonomy places the organism in Eukaryota, Fungi, Ascomycota, Eurotiomycetes, Eurotiales, Aspergillaceae. The record is from RefSeq and is a predicted model, not a curated record. The transcript is spliced from 2 exons.